This is a messenger RNA of Meloidogyne enterolobii, 818 nucleotides long. The record is from the annotation of a GenBank genome assembly. NCBI's taxonomy places the organism in Eukaryota, Metazoa, Nematoda, Chromadorea, Rhabditida, Meloidogynidae.
AUGUCCAAAUCGAGUUUGCUGUCCCGUGACGUGAAGGGGAUUGAAAUUGGACGUUUUGUCCAUUUUUCCCUUCUGACCAUUUUUAAAUUUUUGUCAUAUUUCCUUUCCCCCAUUUAUUACUGUCCCAUGCAAUAUUGUUUACGACUAAGAGAAUCACGCGCCCUCAUACACAAUUUUUUUCGUAAACAAAUCCGUCCGCGUCCAAAAUUUUUUUCAUUUUUAUACAACUUUUUUUCUCUCAUCAAUAUUGCUUUUUUUAAUAGUUUUUUCUGAGUACUUAAAAAGAAUAUUUUAGAAAAAAAAGGCGAAAGAUAAAAAAAGAAAGGACGGAAAGGGGGGACUUAAACUUUAGAAUAUUUUUAAAAAAUUUUUAAUUUUUCUUUCCAAGUUUGUUUAGAGUAAGGGACUGAAUGGGAAUGUAGAAAGAUGAGAAGGGUGUAUUUUGUAUAAGCAGGGAUCGGUCGAUUCCGAUUUCUAAAAAUUUCCACCUAUUUUAGGGUUUUACCCCGAUAGCUUGAGGGCGCGUUCGUCGGUUGGAGUAUGAAUGACAUCAAGUUGUUACCCCAACAAACGCGCCUUCAAGCUGCCGGGGUUUCCACGUUCCAUCUUUUGAGCCAUUUCCGAUUUCCGAUAGUUCCAAUUCCCCCGGCACCUUCGUCAUUUUCGACCGAUCUAUGCUACCUAGUCUUACACUGUCACGUACUCUAGGUGACAGAAUGCACAAUGGACUUCGUUCUUUUAUAACGAGUUUUUUUGCUUUUCCAAAUUUGUGUUUAUAAGAGACAAAAACGGCAAUCCCGGAGAAUUGGGGUCCCUGC